AGGGAGUUGUUGAUAGGAAGGGUUUAAAGUGCAGGCUUUAUUGAAGUCUGUUGCAUUUUGCUGCUCUGCUCCACACUGAAGUCAUUGCCCAGGGAAGAACCUGCCAAAUGUUCCUCGCUGGGAUUAUCUCACUGAUCGUGCUCCCACAAAGUCUCCUGGCUAUCUCUUGUAAUUUUGAGGUGGAUUUCUGUGAAUGGAAACAAAACGCAACAGACAUUCUCCAAUGGAUUCGAGAUAAUGGCAGUGAGCUGCUGAAAUACGCUCCGAUGUAUGAUCAUACUCUCAAUGGCAAAGGGUAUUAUUUGUUUAUUCAUAAUUUGUCAGCAUCACUUCCGAAUCACACAGCCAGACUCUCAACGAUCCUCCAGACAGCCACUUCAGCCAAUCAGUGCUUUUCCUUCUGGUAUCACAUGUACGGACCGAGUAUUGGAACAUUGAGUCUCAAAGUGCAGCAGGAAGGUCGGCCUGAGGAACUCCUGUGGACAAGGACAGGAACAAAUGGGAAUCAAUGGAGAUGGGCAUUUCAUACCAUCCCACCCCAGAACAAGCACUUCCAGCUGAUUUUUGAAGCUUCCCUUGGAGCUGGGAUUGGAGACAUUGCCAUUGAUGAUGUGAGUGUGGUGGGAGGAGAGUGUGACACUCAGGGAUUGUGCUCCUUCGAGGCUGACAGCUGCCAAUACACAUCGCCAGGAAUGCUGAGCUGGAACCGCCUCAUUGCCAAUAUGUCCAAUCGGCCAGUCACUGAUCACACAACAGAGACCACUGAGGGGCACUUCAUGCUGGCCGACACCAGCGCUGAGAUUCUUCAGAGCAGCCACGCACUGCUGGUUUCACCGGUUCAGGAACCAAUGGAAGCCAGUGGCUGCUUCCAGUUCUGGUUCCAGAUGAAUGGCGACCAUCCAGGAACUCUGAAUGUUUAUGUGGAGGAAGAGACACAGAGAAAGCUGAAGAAAUGGAGCAUGAAUACAGGCCAGGACCAGAUGUGGAACUUGGGCAGCGUCACGAUUCAAACAGCACACACUUGGAAGUUGAUGUUUGAGGCGAUUGGAGGAGGAGCACCUGUGUCACACAUUGCCAUCGAUGAUGUCAAGCUGGAUCACACAGAAUGUCCCGAAAUUGGAGCUUGUGACUUUGAGCGGGACCUGUGCAGCUGGAAAAAUGUGCUGAACCCCAAACUAGACUCCAUGGACUGGGACUGGAGCAACGGGCAGACGCCCAGCUCUUUCAAGGGCCCUGAGGUGGACAACACAAAGAAGGACCCACAAGGUCAUUACAUGUUUGUGGACUUCGAGGCACUACGAAUCGAUGAUGUUGCGUGGCUUCUGAGCGAACAUUUCCCUCCGACAAAGGGCUCCUGCCUCUCGUUCUAUUACAGCACCAAUAUCUCCGAACAGCUCAUGCAUGGAGUCCUGAAGGUGUUCCGAUACCAAAUGGAUCAGGAGUCUGUGAUCUGGGAGGCCAAAGGCACUCAGAGUAAGGAGUGGUGGCCUAUUAACAUCACCAUGGAGAGCUCCACAGUCUUCCAGAUCGGUUUCGGAGCUGUGAAAUCAAACAAGGCAGAGGUUGGAUAUGUUGCUAUUGACGACAUUAUGUAUAAUCGUGGAGUGAACUGCCAUGGAAUACAAACAGAUGGAGCGAUCUGGGGUUCCAGUCAUCAGACUGCUGGUAUUGUUGCCUCAGUGAUCAUCGUCCUGGCCGUGGUGGUCUCUCUGACAGUGGGACUUGUUUACUGGCAGAAGAAGCAGAACAGUUCCCCCGGAUCAUUGAGUAGACAAUUUGGAUUUGAUAACCUGUUCUACCGCAGUCAGAACUAGGUGACAGCAGUUUGAGUCGAGAGUAUGAUAAAUGUAACAUUUAAAGAUUUAUGUGGCUUUCUAAGGAAUAAUGUAUGCACCUCGUCAUGUAGAGUUGUUAAAAAUCAUGCCGCAUUUUGGUGGAACAGGUAAGAAGCAGCUGGUUCCAGAAGGAGAGAUGGACUGAAAGUGAUUGUCAAAAGGGAGCAGAGUAUGAGAUGAACUUCAUCCAGCAAAUUAUUCUGGGUCUGGUCAGCCUGAAUGCGUGGUAGAAGGAUAUUCAGCAAGUACUUAUAUAAAAAAAAAACUCAGGAGUUCUUGGGAAUGAGUUUCAGGGCAUAGGGAGAAAGGGAAGCUGUUCAGCUCCUUUAUCCUGUUCUAUCAGGCAAUGAAAUCAUAUUCCAUCUGUCCAUUAUUGCUGGUCACCAGGCUUAGAUCAACGGCCAAAAUAACUCAGAUAAUCCAAAAUCUAUCAGCUUGUGAUUGGACAUGACAGAAGCUCACAUCCAAUGCUUUUGUUAAGAGAAUAUACCAUCAGCCCCUGCCUUUUGCUUGAAGAAAAUUUUCUAUCUUCCUUCCUGAAUGGCCUGGUCUUGCUCUUCCCUCUUGCUCAGCAUCCUCACCCCAUCAAGAUAUUAGAUCAGCCAUGUUCGCAUUGAAUGACAGAACAGACUUGAAGGGUUGAAUGGCCUACUGCUGCCACUGUUACUUUAUAUUCUCCCUAGGUAACAUCUCGAUUAUCAAAUGUCUCUUUGUAAUCUAACAUUUGGAACCUACUCUGAUGAAUUUCUAGCAUACUCCUUGUGAAGUCAUUAUAUCUUUGCUGAGGCAUGGUAUCAGUACUGUAGCUGGAGACUCUCUGCAGCUCGGUAAAACUACAGCAAAAAUUUUCACCCUUUCUAUUGCAGACUUAGAAAUAUUCCACUGGCUGUUCUGAUCAUUUUCCAUGCAGUCCAUUCAAUGAUCCAUGUGGUGGACCUGAAAACCUCAGAAUCUGCCAUUGUACUAAUUCUUACUCGGUUAACAGACUUCAACCAACUUUCGGUUUGGUCCAAAAUUGAUGACCUCACACUUACCACUGUUGAAAUCCAUUUGUCCUCAUCUACUUUGUGGCCAUUUAAUCUAUCAAUUGAUCAAUGACUGUAAAUAUCUGCACUUCUCAGGUGCUGGCUGCUCAGCUCUGUCUCUAUCAAUGUCUCUUGGUAAUUUGUAGUCCUAACUUCACCUCGAACUAAUAAGCCAACACCGAGCUGGGAUUGUUCACCCUCUAUUGUGUUACCAAAAUAUUUAAGAAGCUUGUGAACAGUUUGGAGAAAUGCAAUUGUAUUGGCUGGGCUUGCUGUAAUCUCGGGAGCUGUACCUCUGCUGGGAGUGCCUUUGUGCAAAGUCUGUGGAAACCAGGAACAUGAAUGAAAUUAAACACAGUGUCAGAGUG
Stegostoma tigrinum is the source of this 3228-nucleotide messenger RNA. RefSeq names its product MAM domain containing 4 (gene mamdc4). The transcript has 13 exons. Bases 108 to 1814 code for a protein of 568 amino acids. NCBI's taxonomy places the organism in Eukaryota, Metazoa, Chordata, Chondrichthyes, Orectolobiformes, Stegostomatidae. Gene Ontology annotation, cellular component: membrane. The record is from RefSeq and is a predicted model, not a curated record.